AUGGUCUAUGGCACAUCAUUGCGAAUCCCCGGGGAGUUUUCCGUUGCCAGUAGUUCACCUGCAGAUCCCGCCUCGUUCGUGACCAGGCUCCGAGGCCUGAUAGGAACCAUCAGACCUGUACCAGCGGCGGACCACUCAGCGCGCCGACCUUUCUAUUUGAAGGACCUGGUCACCUGCAUGCACAUCUUUCGGCGAGUUGAGACCGUCCGGAAACCGCUCGAGCAGCCGUACUCCGGCCCACACGAAGUCGUCAGGAGAAUCAGCGAGAAGGUUUACGUCAUCCGGGUGGAUGGCCACGAGAGAACGGUGACAACGGACGCUUUGAAACCGGCCUAUCUCGCCUCGUCUGACUACGACGUCCUGCGACCACCUGGGGUGGCGGAUCCGAAUCACGAGCCACCGGCAACCGUCUGCACCGACAGCUCUGCCUUCAACGCUGGAGCCUGA
Phymastichus coffea is the source of this 447-nucleotide messenger RNA. RefSeq lists its product as uncharacterized. NCBI's taxonomy places the organism in Eukaryota, Metazoa, Arthropoda, Insecta, Hymenoptera, Eulophidae. The record is from RefSeq and is a predicted model, not a curated record. The transcript has a single exon. Bases 1 to 447 code for a protein of 148 amino acids.